AUGCGAGAAAAAGUUUGGUUCCCCUUAAUUGAUUCACUUGUCAAAUCCGCUAUCGACAGCUGUAUACCAUGCCAAGCCACUGGACGUCCAAAACCACCACAACCUCUGUUAAUGCGCGAAAUACCCAAGGAGAACUUUGACACUGUAUACAUUGACUUUUUGGGCCCGUUACCAAGUGGAGAAACACUCUUUGUCCUAAUAGAUGGACGCUCCCGAUAUCCGGUAACAAAAAUUAUGAAGAAAACGGAUGCUCCUCACCUAAUUCCAUGUUUAGACGAGAUCUUUGCCACAUUUGGAUUACCAAAAAAAGUUAUCUCGGACAAUGGUCCACCGUUUCAGAGCAAAGAAAUAAAGAAAUUCAUGGAUGACAAUGGCAUUCAACACAAAACAAUCACUCCAUUAUGGCCAGAAGCAAAUGAAAGCGAAACUUUCAUGAAACCACUGAUGAAAGCCAUUCGUACUGCUCAUCUGCAAAAGCAAAACUGGCGCCACACCAUGCAGGAAUUCUUAUUAAAUUACAGAGCUACUCCCCAUACCACAACUCAAGUUGCACCGGCCACACUCAUGUUUGGUGGGAACACCCGCACAAGAUUACCUCAGACUGACACUAAAACCGACAAGAAUGCCCUUGAUCAUUCCGUCGAACAACGCGAUGAAGAACAACGACAACGCAUGAAAGAAUACGCAGAUCGACGGAGACAAAGUAAGACGACAACCAUGAAUAUUGGUGAUUAUGUACUCGUAAGACAACAAAAGCACAACAAAUUUACCCCGAAUUUUGAUCCCAAACCGCUACGAAUAA
Paramuricea clavata is the source of this 802-nucleotide messenger RNA. Lineage: Eukaryota; Metazoa; Cnidaria; Anthozoa; Malacalcyonacea; Plexauridae. The record is from the annotation of a GenBank genome assembly.